AGUAUCAUUACCUGAGGAGCCCCCCAGUGCCCCUCCUCAGACAGUGAUAGCCAGUGGCCGAACCAACCAGUCCAUCAUGAUCCAGUGGCAACCUCCCCCCGAGAGCCACCAAAACGGGCCGCUUCAAGGCUAUAUCAUCAGGUACUGUCUGUCUGGAUUACCAGUGGACUGUCAGAUGAAAAACAUCACCAACCCAGACCAAACAAAUCUCCUGCUGGAGGACCUCAUCAUUUGGACCAACUAUGAGAUUGAGGUGGCUGCUUAUAACGGGGCGGGCCAGGGUGUCUACAGCCCCAAAGUCACAGAAUGGACCCUGCAAGGCGGUGAGGAUCUUGAGA
This is a messenger RNA of Sinocyclocheilus rhinocerous, 338 nucleotides long. Its product is annotated as protein sidekick-2-like. The transcript has 2 exons. NCBI's taxonomy places the organism in Eukaryota, Metazoa, Chordata, Actinopteri, Cypriniformes, Cyprinidae. Gene Ontology annotation, biological process: cell-cell adhesion; axon guidance; brain development. Gene Ontology annotation, cellular component: plasma membrane; axon. Gene Ontology annotation, molecular function: cell-cell adhesion mediator activity. The record is from RefSeq and is a predicted model, not a curated record. The annotation marks the transcript as partial.